AUGCUUACUGUCGAUUUCUCGAAUGCCUUUAACCUUGUGGAUAGAAUUGCUCUUUUAAAUGAGGUAAGGAAAAUGUGUCCAUCCAUCUCUGCUUGGGUUGAUUUUUUAUACGGGCAACCAGCUAGGCUUUAUGUGGGGAAUGAUUAUAUUUGGUCUUCCACGGGGGUUCAGCAAGGAGAUCCUUUAGGGCCUCUUCUUUUAGCCUUUGUUUUACACCCUCUUGUUCUCCGAAUCAGAGAUCGUUGUAAGCUUCUUUUUCACGCUUGGUACCUGGAUGAUGGGACCAUUAUUGUUGAUGCUACUCAGGUUACCAAGGCUUUAGACAUCAUUAGAGUGGAGGGACACUCCUUGGGCCUCCUUCUCAACAUUAAAAAAACUGAAGUUUUUUCGCCUACAUGCGACGGGGUGAAGACACAGGAGGGUUUAUUUCCGCGGGAGAUUGGUAGGCCGGUGCAUGGUGUGAAACUCUUGGGUGGUGAUGUCAGUAGAGAUGGGCAGUUUACUAGUGGGUUGGCCCUCAAAAGAGCCAAAUGUGCCGUUGAGCUGAUGGGAUGCCUCAAACGACUUAAGGACCCUCAGAGCGAACUCCUCCUGCUUCGUUCAUGUAUGGGGGUUGCUAAACUGCUGUUUGGGCUUAGAACGUGUCAGCCUUCUUAUGUUAGGGAAGCCGUCUCUGUUUUUGACAAGGGGCUUUGGAAUAUGAUCAAGGAUUUUGUUGUUUGUGGGGGUGCCUUUUUUCGGGGACCUGCAAUGGAGGUUAGCUUCCCUCCCGACACGUUUUGGGGGGCUUGGGAUUUGCUCAGCUGA
Molecule: messenger RNA, 807 nt
Organism: Helianthus annuus (common sunflower)
Lineage: Eukaryota; Viridiplantae; Streptophyta; Magnoliopsida; Asterales; Asteraceae
Exons: 1
Coding region: 1-807 (268 amino acids)
Source: RefSeq, a predicted model, not a curated record